Molecule: messenger RNA, 2872 nt
Organism: Lucilia cuprina (Australian sheep blowfly)
Lineage: Eukaryota; Metazoa; Arthropoda; Insecta; Diptera; Calliphoridae
Gene: Cog1
Product: conserved oligomeric Golgi complex subunit 1
Exons: 5
Coding region: 116-2740 (874 amino acids)
Biological process (GO): intra-Golgi vesicle-mediated transport
Cellular component (GO): COG complex; Golgi apparatus
Source: RefSeq, a predicted model, not a curated record
AAAAAACAGCUGAUUGGAGAAGUACGUGUCAAGCUAUCAGCAAGCAGAACAAAAUAAAUUUGUUUUAUUUAAAGAUACAAUUUAAAUUAAAUAAAAUAUUUUAAGUGAAAUAAAAAUGGCUACAUUAAAUUUAUUAAAUCUUAAUGUGGAUACACUUUUUGAACAACACAGUGUGGUGGAAAUUGAUAGUGUACACAAGAAAAUCCAAGAAGUUGUGGAAAAUAAAAGGGAAGAACUUCGUACUAUGGUAGGAGAACGUUACCGGGAUCUGCUAAAGGCUGCUGAUACUAUUACCGCUAUGCAAGAUUCAACGAAGGCAUUAAUCACGCAAGUUGAUAACAUCAAUGGGAAUUGCAAAAAUCUCAAUGAACAACAAUUAUUGGGUUUUAAAAUGGAAACAGAUAGUGCCGGCGAGCUAAAGAAUCGUAAUGCUAAUAAACAAUUAAAUAAUUAUUUCAGUACAAUGAUACAAAUUAAGUUAUUAACAUCAUUACCCGAAUUAAUAUGGUCUCAACUGGAUCGGGAACAUUAUUAUGCUGCUACUGAACUCUUUAUAUUUAGUCGUCAUAUUAGUACGGGUCUACAGUUGGAUUCAAAUAAUCCUAUAAUGCAAAAAUUACCAGUAGCUAAAAAACAAUGGGAAAUUAUUAAACCAUUUCAUAUGACCAUUAAACAGCAGGUAAUGCUUGCAUUGGAAAGAGAAAAUUUAGGAGCAGAACUUACCAUUGAUUGUAUACUUUCGCUUUUACAAUUGGAACGUUGCACUUUGGAAAGUGCUCUAAAGACUUUUCUCAACUUAAGAUGUACGGCAUUUCUAAAUUGCUUAAAUGCUGACAGUGGCAGGGUAAAGGAGAGAAUUUUGUCUAGUUUGAGGGUACUCAAUGAUAGUUUGGAUAUGGUGGCAAAAUGUUUUAUGGAUAAAAGCCCUUUAUUUACUAAAUUAGCGGAAUAUUCGGAAUCUAGUGCUCCACCAACUAUAUUACGCAUGGAUAAUGAUGAUGUACAAUUUGCUCAUCUUUUACCCGAUAUCAUAACCAAUUUCAAACCUAAAUUUGAUGCAUUUACUCUUAAUAAUGAAGCUGUACGUUUGAGUCUCGAACAAUUUCUUACUGAUACUCAGCGUAUAGCCAGUAAUCAACUUAAACAACUUUUCGAUUUGGUUACUCAUAUGAAUUCUAUUCAGGAAAUAAAAACCGAAGCAAAUAAUCUAAAGAAACAACUCAAUCUAAAUGCUUUGACAACACAAUUUCAAUUAACUCAGUCACUUGAUUUCUAUGAACUACGUUAUGUUCCUUUAAUAAAUCAAAGAAUACGUAAUAUUAUAAACGAUAGCUGGUUUAAAACUAUUAAUGAAAUCUCAACAAAUCUAGAAAAUUGUGUAAAACAACCGGAAAUUGUAAAUAUUAAGAACUAUUCAUUGUGGCAAGAAUUUCCUACAGAUUUACCCAAAAGUUUAGAUCAGGCUUUAAAUGAUGAUUUGAAAAUGAAAAAAUUACAUAUGAAAUCAAAGGGCUAUAACGAUGAAAUUAUAAAAAUUGUUACAAAAUUUGAUGAAAAUUUAUCCGAUAUUAUAAAAGAAAUGAACGUUUUGCUAGAAGAGCCCACAGCUAAACUGGAAGAUAAACAGGCUUUAGUGGAAUUUCUCAAAGAUACUGCUCAACAGCAUAUAACGGAAUUCAUAACAAAAGUAAAGAGUUUACAACUGGAUAUCAAUGAACACCAGUCUUGGCUAUUUGUUACACGUUGCAGUUGUGCUCUGAUAGAACUUUGCCCACAUUUGAAAAUGUGUUUCUGCCAAUCUACUAGUUGGCGUCAAUUACUUGGCAUAAGUAACUCAAGUGCAGCUAUUGAACAUUGGCAACGUAUUUGUGGCUUAAUGGAGGAUGAAAUCUAUCAAUUUUGGUUGCAUAUUAUUAAAGGUUUAUUGGAGGAAUAUAACUGUGAACGUUAUUUGGCUAAAAUCGAUACGUGUAAUGUUAUGUUGGAAGAUUUUACACAUUGGGAACAAAUAACCCUCGACCAAAAAGACGAUCAGGAUAUGCCAAUACAAUCAACAUUCCGUGUUCCUACACAACCGCGUAUUUCCUUGCAGUCUUAUUUACAAAUUCUUAUUACCUCUCUCAAAGAAAUCGUACCGGAGACUCUGCCCUCUAAAGUACUACAUACCUUUAAUCAAAAACUAAUAGAUGAACUCUUAAAACACUAUCACCAGCUGCUAAAUGAUCAUCCAACAUUAACACAAAAUAUUGCAUUACAACUUUAUUUCGAUAUAAAAUUCUUACAGAGUUCAUUCAAUAUCACUAGAGAACAAAAAGAUCAGAUAACAAGCAUACAAAAUGCCUACAAAGAACUAAUAGAUCCUUUUGAUUUUGAAUUAUUUGCAUCACAAUUAAUGACAAACAUUAAGAGAUCAGUUUUACGUUCGAAUUGCCUUUUGGGCAUAUUGACACCAUUGAAUAUCCAAACAUCUCAAACGGGUGCAGUGGCACAGGAAAAAGAUCCGAAUGUAUUAAGUUUGUGUUCUAGUGGCUCGACAUCGCUGUGGUUCCCUCUUUUGCCAGUAGUGACUAAUACAUCAAAUGUGGCGACAACUUCUUUGGAUAGUAAAAAGGUCACUUUAACGGAAUCGCCCAAGACAACUCCAACGAGAAAAUCAACAACGACACGUAAAACUGAUACAAAAUCGAAGUCUGGUGCAGCCUCAUUCUUUGGCGCCAUGUCCCAAGAAUGGUUUCGAUAAAAUAAUCAUUAACAACAAUAUUUACACACAUAAUUUCAUUUUUUAUUACAACAAGUAUUUUUUAAUAUAAUAUUCGUUUAAUAUACAAAUGCAUACAAACAUAUUAUUAAAGAUAAACACAAAUAUGUAAUU